AUGAAUUUAAACAGCAAUCUAUACAAUAAUGAUAUCAGAAAUGCCCUUUUCUCUGAAGUUAUCGUUGGAAUCUUGGCCAACACCAUGCUUCUUCUCUUCCACAUCCUCACAUUCUUUCUGGAGCACAGGCCCAAGCCCACGGACCUGCUCACCUGUCUCUUGGCUCUAAUCCACCUUGUGCUGCUGCUCACCAUGGCCUUGAUGGCCACAGAUACCUUGGGGCUCCAAGGUUUUGGGGACAAGGACACAUGUACAAUCAUCUACCUGUACAGGCUGAUGAGGAGCCUGUCCAUCUGUGCCAGCUGCCUGCUGAGUGUCCCCCAGGCCAUCACCUGCAGCCCCAGAAGCUCCUGUCUGGCAAAGCUCAAAGAUAAAUCUCCAUACCACAGCAUAUGUUGCUUUCUUCUCUAUUGGGUCUUCUAUAUUUCCAUUAGUGACCACUUCUUAGUCUCCAUUGUUGCUACCCCCAAUGUGACUUCACACAAUAUUGUAUCUGUCACCAAAUCCUGUUCUCUACAGACUUUGAACAAUUCCCUCAAGUCCUUACUGUCUACACUGGUCACAUUCCAGGACAUGUCUCUUCCAGGGCUCCGCCUCUCCAGUGGGUACAUGGUGAUUCUCCUGUGCAGGCACAGGAGACGGUCCCGGCAUCUUCACCGCACCAGCCUUUCUCCAAGAGUGGCAAUUCAUCCUGGCAUCCAGAUGAUGGUGGCCAAUGGUUAUGCCACAAUCGGUCCUCUGGUGUUCAUCAGCAUGGAAAAACGCGUAACUAACUUUUUGGAAUCCUUGUAG
Molecule: messenger RNA, 792 nt
Organism: Dipodomys ordii (Ord's kangaroo rat)
Lineage: Eukaryota; Metazoa; Chordata; Mammalia; Rodentia; Heteromyidae
Product: vomeronasal type-1 receptor 90-like
Biological process (GO): G protein-coupled receptor signaling pathway
Cellular component (GO): membrane
Molecular function (GO): pheromone receptor activity
Source: RefSeq, a predicted model, not a curated record